This is a messenger RNA of Coffea arabica (coffee), 1833 nucleotides long. The record is from RefSeq and is a predicted model, not a curated record. Lineage: Eukaryota; Viridiplantae; Streptophyta; Magnoliopsida; Gentianales; Rubiaceae.
AUGAGUACCCAUCCAGAACCAUCUGAUAGGCCCGUAACAACAUCAUCAACUGAUUUGGCGAAUCUGGGAGCUCAGCUGAACGAAGUUCUCAACCGAUUUAAUGAGCUAAGCGUUGAAAUGAUGGCCCAACGGCGCGUGAUCGACCAAUUGGUCACUAGUGGUGCUAGCAGUGAGCAACAACAUGAGCCUUUACCCCCUGGCCAAUCUGAACCUCAACCAAUACUCUUACCUUAUACUCAAGCUCCUGUUAUUUCACAUGUCAUAAAUCCACCUGAAGAGGCCUUUACCUAUCCCACUCAUGGCCCACCACUUACUUAUGCACCUAACAUCCAAAUUAACCCUUCUCAUGCCCAAAUUCCCCAAAGUUAUCCGUCAAUUGCUAUGAGCAUGCCAUUCGAACCUCAGGGACCCCAUUAUUACUCCACCGCUAAGCCAUUCACCAUAGAUACCGUUGCCCAAGGAAAAGCUGAAGUUGGGGAAUCAUCCGCGCCAGUGGAUAAAAACUUGCUAAAGAGAUUGGAGCGGUUUGAAGAGUUCAUAAGGAAAAACCAAGGUUCGAACAAGCAAGGAGGUUUGGACUACAACGAGCUGUGCCUGUUUCCGAAUAUGCAAUUACCAAUGGGUUUCAAAGCACCCAAAUUUAGCAAGUACGAUGGAACUGGCAAUCCCAAAACACACCUUUGGAUGUUUGCAAACAAGCUAGGGAAGCCGAUAGAUGAUGAGAAUCUACCUAUGCGCUUAUUUUCCGAGAGUCUAGAAGGCGACAUGUUGGAUUGGUAUUCCAAUUUGAAGCCUGAGGAUAUGAGAUCUUGGAUGGGUUUGUCAACUGCUUUUAUGAGGCAGUACGAAUACAAUUGCGAGCUGGCUCCCACGAGGACCACAUUGGAGGGAACCAAGAGGAAACCAUCCGAGGACCACAAGACAUAUGCAAAAAGAUGGAGGAAAUUGGCCGCCAAGGUGGAGUCUCCUAUGAUUGAAGAUGAGAUUGUUCGUACGUUCAUCAAAGCUCAUGACCCGCCCUACUUUGAGGAGAUUUUUCGCAUGACCGGGUGUUCAUUUGCAGCAAUUAUCAAUAAGUUGGAGGAGUAUGACGAAUAUGUCAAAGCAGGAAAAAUUGUCAAUGUAUCAGCUUUAAAAUCACAGUUGGACGCCUUGCAAGGUCAGAGUAAUAACAAAAGGGAGCCUCAACUUCAGAAGAAAGAGGAGGAAACUACUUUUGUGUGGGGCCAAGGACCGUUUUCAAGACCCAGAUCUCAACGUUACCAUACAUAUUCAUCUCGCUACCCAAACCCACGCCCUGUUUACCAUACUACUAUCAAUCAUCCUCGACCUCGGCAAAACUGUGCAAGCCCACCUACAAUACCCUUCCCAAUGUCUCACAACAAUCCUCAAAUUCAACCUUGUCUACCUUAUAAUCCCAGACCUACUCCACCAAACCAACAGGCUUACAACCCUUCUCAAACCAAUAAAAUACAAAAACCUGGUCGAUCUCGAACUUUUACCAACUUAGGCCGACCCAUUGACCAACUAUACGAACAGCUCAAGGCCGCCGGUGAAAUUGAUGACAUACCUCCUCCAAACUACUCUCGUCGAGGUCUCUCUUCUAGGUACGACCCUCAAGCCGCAUGUGCCCACCAUUUUGGAGCGCCCGGUCACUCGACCAGUAACUGUUGGCGAUCUCACGAAUGUGAAUUUGAAUUUCAAAAUGAGAGGAGUGGGGAAGAGGCAUCCGAAAAUGUUUCAAAGAAGCCCGAAUGGAAUAAAAGAAGUUCAAGCCGAAUCGGGAUCAAGAUUAGGAAUAAGAAGCAGUUGAACACAGUCCAUCGUGGUUAA